UUUUUUUAUUUUAUUUAUUUUAUUAUUUUUUGUCUCUUUCUUCUUGAUUUGGAGUGUUAGGCUGGUGUGGAAUCUUUUAACUUCAAAGAUUCCACAUCGAAAAGGCAGGACUUUCUCCCCUUCCGGGUGUGGAGGAGGAGGGAGUAAGCUGAAGAAGCUUCACAUCUCACAAUUUCAUGCAGAUUCGAUAGCCAGCUAGAUAGAUAGAUGGAUACAUUCUGAAGCUGUAGUUACCUUACCGCCAAUGGUCAAGCAGAACAAAAUAUAACGGAGUUAACAAUUAUGAAAUGGAAUAAUAGAUUCUCAAACUCAAGAAAUAACUAACUAGUUCUGGGUGAGCACAUAUUAUAUUAUUAUUACAUCCAUCCAAUUUCCAAUUCCCUGGAUAGGGCUGCUAGGGGCUGAGUUGUUUAUUUAUGAUCAUUACCGUUGUUCUUGCGCCGACCGAUCCACCCGCCGCAACCCCACGCCCACCAGCAUCCACGGGUCCGCGGUCAGAGCGUGUGUCAACAACUUUCUUUUUCUCCCCCGUCACAUCUCCGAGACCAUUCUUCUUCUUCUUUGCUAUUUCUCCUCCUCCUCCUCCUCCUCCUCCUCCUCCGCCGCCCUCAUCCUCUUCCUCUCCACUCUCCACUCUCCUCUCUCCUCUCUCCUUCCACAAAGCCCUCCGCAGGUUGUCUCUCUCGUUCGCCAUGCCGCUCUGGGGAGGUGACUGAUUGGGCUGAGUGACGUUAAGACCCUCCGUCCUCGAUCUCGAUCUCGAUAUCCGGUGCUUUGUCCAAAACAUUUGGAACAAUUCUCCGUGGUAUAAAUUAACUACGAUAGUCAACUGCUUUUUAUCCCAUCCCGUAGUCGAUCGACAACUGUGAGUCUGGACUUGGUGGUUUCUUGAGCGCAUUUUAGGGUGAUCCCAUGUACAGCAAAUACAGAUAAUCUACCGUGUCAACUUUCCACAUCGGGUAAUCAGUGCUUAAUAAGAGGAAAGAGAAGAAACAGAAGAAAAGAAAGAAAAGAAGGGAAAGAAGGAAACUCCACUACUAUGCAUAUACUCCCGUCCUCCCUCGCGGAGGUGGUGAUGCCGCUGCUGUGGAUAUGCGCAUUCACUCUCCUCUCCAUGCCUGCGCAGGCGCAGGUAUCCCGCCCUACCAACGACUCGGUAGACACGUUCCUCCCUAUCACCAAAUAUGAACUACUUACCAUGCAGUUGACGCUGGGCCCGAUUGGGCUGUUGCCACUUAGCACCGCCCUAAGGAGGUUGUUCCGGAGUCUCAUUGAAUCGCGUUUCAACAUCACUGGAACAUUAGUGAUCAUAGAUGCCAAUAACGCCACCAGGCUUAAUGGGAGUGAUAUCGCUCUAGUCAGCUGCGAUGCGUCCGUCUCUUCUGGAGAAUCCGACGUCGAUGACGCCCUACGGUUAGCCAUCACUGGGGCCUUCACUCCCAACGCGAUCAUCCUCUACAGCACCGAGUCUUCACAUUGCAGCUACUCCCCUGGGGCCCUUAACUGGCCCCCAUUCAUGAAUAUUUUCACCAUCACCAGUUCCCUAGCUGCAAGUGAGUUAACAACGGCCUUGCUCUCCGGGGGGAGGGCCUUCGGGGAAUCAAUUAUAAUUCCAAGUAUGGAUAUGGGUUCAUCGAGGCCUGGAAGUGGAGGUCAGCGAAACAACGUAGCCAUGAUAAUCCUGUAUAGCAUUACGGGGAUCAUAACCGCGUUGUUCCUUACCGUCAUCAUCACCGGAGCUGUUCGAGCCCAUCUUAACCCCGAUCGAUAUGGUCCGCGCAACACCGCUGGUAGACCUCGCCAGAGCCGUGCCAAGGGAAUUGCACGAGCCAUGCUUGAGACACUACCCAUUGUCAAGUUUGGCGACCCCGAGGACGAAAGAGCUCCGACCGCGAAGCAGGACCUUGAGCUAGCGUCCAACUAUCCAGAUGGUGAACAUGAUCACCGGAGAAGUGACGCACGCACCGACGGCGUCACAACCCCUAAAACUCGGCAAGUAGACCAACACCAGCAACAACUGCAACCAGUGGCACCACAACAAGAACGAACAGCGACAUCGGCCACGGUGGCGUCAACAUCCCAUGUGGUUGCAAAUACAGUAAAAGAGCAAGAUGAGGGAGUCAUUGGCCCUGCUUCACCAGAGCUGAAUCCUGUCAAUCAGGAUCAGUUGGCAGAUUCUGGUACGCUAGGUUGCCCCAUCUGCACAGAUGACUUUGUGAAGGGUCAAGACGUGAGGCUUCUGCCGUGCCAGCACAAAUUCCACCCGGAAUGCGUUGACCCUUGGUUAAUAAAUGUAUCCGGGACCUGUCCUCUCUGCCGCAUAAACCUCAACCCUGAAGAAGCCGAACCCGAACCCGAUGUCGCCGCAACUCCAACCUCCACACCAUCCCGAGCGACUACGCCGACACCCCCAUCAACGCUAGCCCGGCACUCCGGCCAUUCCCACCACCACUCCCGCACCCCCUACGCCCGCCGCUACCGCAGGGUAUCAACUUACUUCGUCCCCGCCUCUACUCGCGGCAUGAUAUUAGACACAGGUACCGAAAACGAUAGUGCGGAACAGGAACACCAACGCCAACGCCGCCUCUAUACGCUCCGGCACAUGCGCGGCAGUAGUGAACAACACCGCACGAACGACGGUAACAACAACGUGACGGCGACGGGGGCUAUUACCGAGGCGUCGUCGUCACCAGCAGUAGCCGAAGGAAGUGGCCAGGGGCAGAUGGAUGAGGCGUCGAGGCGGAAUCGGUUAUCGACGUGGCUGAGGGAGCGGUUCCGGGUGCGGACGAGGAGGCAUGGGGAGAGUGAUGGUGACGAUGAUGGCGGUGGUGGUGCUGGUGGUGCUGGUGCUGGUGCUGGUGCUGGUGCUGGUGGUAUUGCUAAACCCGGUACUAGUACGCAAACUGAUACCGACGCCACUGCCACUGCCAGCGCCAGCGCCAGUGCCAGCGCCAGUGCCAGUCGGAGCCCCGCUGCCAAUCCAAGCGGUGAUACAGACACGGCUGCAGAUAUUUCCAUCCCUACUACUUCCACACCCACUACGCCUAUCCAACAACCAACGACGAGUGCAGCACCUACCUAGCUCAGUGGAUGAUCGAUAUAUUAUAUCGUGUCUGUGAAUCAUAACAUCCUCGUCCUUCAUCUUCAGCUCCCUAAUGCCUUCCUCUACCACAGUUGCCUUUUUUCCCUCGGAUAUAUCUGAUGAUAUGGUAUUAUACAUAAGAAAAGCAGUCCAUGUACAUACGCCCACACAUCCACACACAAAAGCAUCACCAACGAACAAACCGCCAACCAACAAGAAUAUCCCACCUCUUACCUUGACUGCACCUCCAACUCUCCCCCCCCAACCCCCCAGCCACCAUUUUUAUGAACGAUCGUCACGCGGAACCCCUUCUUCCCUAUCUCCUGCCUUCCCCCCCUUUUUGACCAAAUGUCAGUUGUUAUUGCCUUUAUAUCUGUUAUAAUCCGCCGAGAGGAUAUGUCACGAAUGCACGAAUGGACGAAUUGUGAUGAGAAUGGAUGGAUGGGGGGCCGGGGGGUUAAGUUGCUUAUUUGGAUUGAAUAUUGAAUACAUUAGCGUAACUAACAUUCUUGAAGCCAGCGUGGGAAUUUAUUUAUUCAUUUACUUUUUAUAUGAUUAAUUAUUAUUAGUACUAUCAUAUUUACCUACAUUCCAUGGGGUUUUUCUUUUCUUUUAUUCUCCCUUUUCUUUCCCUGCCCCACUUUUUUUCUUUUCUCUUUCUUUUCUCUUUCUUUUUUUUCUUUUUUUUUUCUUUUUUUUCUUUUCUCAAUUUGUUUUUUUUUGGUUUUUUUUCUUAUUUGUUCUUUUCAGCCUAUUUUUUUUUAUCUUUUAAUGUUGACUACUAGAGAUUCUGCUAUUAUCACAAUUAGUAAGUGUAUAUUUAUGAGAUUAUAUAUAUUUCUAUUCUUAUAUAUAUAUAUAUAUAACUUGAGUAUUUGUCAAGAGGCUUAUCUUACAAUUGAAAGCAAUUUGAAUAUCUGUUUCUUUAUUUAAUUCUUUCUUCAGUUAUUGAUAUGCUGAUCUACAUUGUUCACUGUAUAUAUCUCCCAACACUAUCCUCCUGGGUAAGAAAAAAGGAAAAACGACUUUCGGCCAAGCUCCCUUCUUUUCCGGGGGAUUACAUCUUUACAAAUUCUUCACUUCCCCUAUUGUUGAUUGGUGCUCUUCCAUGAUUGAGAUUCUAAAAAGAAGAAGAAAAAAAAAUAGAAAAAAAAUAAAUUUUAGUAAUUCAUGAACUUGAAAAAGUCCGCGCUGGAUCUCAGGGCAAGGAGAACGGGUGGUUCAUCCCAGGAUUUCUUUUUGUUGGCUGGGUAUGUUUUGCCCAUUUUUGCCUCUAC
Molecule: messenger RNA, 4359 nt
Organism: Blastomyces dermatitidis ER-3
Lineage: Eukaryota; Fungi; Ascomycota; Eurotiomycetes; Onygenales; Ajellomycetaceae
Product: RING finger domain-containing protein, variant 1
Exons: 5
Coding region: 1040-3082 (680 amino acids)
Source: RefSeq, a predicted model, not a curated record